GAGGAAAGGAGGGAGGGCAGGAGGGAGGGAGAAAGGAAAGCGGGCAGGUGACACCGCGCUGGGCUGCUCGGGCUCGGCGGGCGCGGGGCGGGCGGCAGGAGCGCGGCGGCCAUGCACGUCAAUGGGAAGGUGGCUCUGGUCACCGGCGGGGCGCAGGGCAUCGGACGGGCUUUCGUACAGGCGCUGCUGGGCAAGGGCGCCAAGGUAGCCCUCCUGGACCGCAACUCCGAGGCCGGACAAGAGAGCAAGGCGGCCCUGGACGAACAGUUUGAAGCGCAGAGGACGGUGUUCAUCCAGUGUGACGUGACGGAUGAGGAGCAGCUGAAAGAUGCUUUCAAAAAAGUAAUUGAACAUUUUGGAAGGCUGGAUAUUGUGGUUAAUAAUGCUGGAGUGAACAAUGAGAAGGACUGGGAAAGCACUAUACAAACUAACUUGACAUCUGUGAUUAGAGGAACCUACCUUGGCCUAGAAUACAUGAGAAAAGGAAAUGGAGGCAAUGGAGGAGUAAUCAUUAAUAUCUCAUCCUUGGCAGGACUCAUGCCUGCUGCAUUUCAACCUGUGUACUGUGCUACAAAGCAUGGUGUAAUUGGAUUCACACGAUCAAUAGCAUUAGCUGCUAAUAUGGACAACUAUGGUGUAAGACUCAACACAAUUUGUCCAGGAUUUGUCAACACACCAAUUCUUCAGUCCAUAGAUAAAGAAGAGAAUAUGGGACAAUAUUAUUCAUAUAAGGAUGAGAUCAAAAAUAUGAUGCAGUUCUAUGGCGUGAUGGACCCAUCAACAAUUGCUGAGGGACUAAUAACAAUAAUUGAAGAUGAUACUCUAAAUGGAGAAGUAAUGAAGAUUACAGCAUCCCAAGGGAUUCAUUUUCAGCAAUACGGCCAAACACCUUUUCCAUCAUCAAAGAGAUAAAUAAUUGUUUUGUGCUAAUUACUCCUGGCUUUUCUUAAAUAUAAAAAGUUUUGAAAAGAGUAAUUUUGGGGAAAAGGGUUAAUGUUUUAUCUAGAGCAGUAACAGUGUUCAAACGUUUGCUAUAACAAAGAAAUGGGCAAGAAAAUCUGGUGUGGGAAGAUGUUACCACUCUAUUCUGAUUAUAAAAACACUAAGAAGAUUAUUUAUUUAGUAUAAUAAACACACUGCUCUGAAGACGUUUUUUGUUCUUUAGUAAUAGAGGCCACUUUUUUCAUUCUGGUAGUUCUGAUCUACAGACUCCAAGUGUAUUUUGGUGGACGUGACUUACUUUCUUAAAAUUCUUUUCACUGUUGUGCCUACUUACAUCUUCAGUUCUUCAGACCAGGAAUUCAAUUCAGGAAUCUAGCCCAUAAGCUCUGUAAGGAGUUAAGAAUUUACUUUUUCUUAUGAAAAUUAAGCAGAACAAGAGGCAAAAUUCAAACUCCUUAUAUAUAUAAGUAUGUUCAAAAUUCAAAUUCCUGGUGUAUAUAUGCACAUAUAUAUUAGUAUGUUCCAUAUCAUAUAAGAAAGUACAGAUUUUUAUCUUCUUAGAUUUUAGGUAUUUAUAAAAUAAUCUAGAAAUAUUUUUGUUUUCUUUUAUAUAUAUAUAUAUAUAUAUUUGUGUGUGUGUGUGAAUUUUCUCUCUCUGUAUAUAAAAGGAUGAAUACUUUGGCAUUGUUUGAAAUGUCUGCUCACUCAUUAGAUCAUAUUUUCCAAACCUUUAAAUCUAAUUUCUUUCCUGAUUGAUUAAAAUAUUAAUUCAA
Messenger RNA from Lepidothrix coronata (blue-crowned manakin), 1715 nucleotides. It is a transcript of the gene HPGD, whose product is annotated as hydroxyprostaglandin dehydrogenase 15-(NAD). The record is from RefSeq and is a predicted model, not a curated record. The transcript is spliced from 7 exons. NCBI's taxonomy places the organism in Eukaryota, Metazoa, Chordata, Aves, Passeriformes, Pipridae. Gene Ontology annotation, cellular component: cytoplasm. Gene Ontology annotation, molecular function: oxidoreductase activity, acting on the CH-OH group of donors, NAD or NADP as acceptor. Bases 112 to 912 code for a protein of 266 amino acids.